CGAGCGUGGGAAAAGUGACGAAACUGCUGAUAAUAAACUUGGUUUGGUUGAUUCAGGCGUUGAGAAACUCGAUUUAAAUUCGGAUUCAUCAGCCACUAAAGAAACAUCACCAAUCCGCGAAAUUACACAAACAGAUCAUCUCAAUAAGAAACUUUUAACAUCAUUUUUAGACCGGCUCAAUACUCAAUCAAACACUAUUCCUCUUCCGAGAAAGACCGACGAGUUUGACGAAUUCGACCCAGGAAACAUAGACUUCGCUGAUCAAUAGUUAUUACAAAAGAAAUACUGAACAUAUUUCCUCUUUCAUUUUUACUUUGUGGGGAAGUCGGUGAAAAUAUAUGUUUUUGAAGAUUUAUUUCAUAACAUUCACAUAGAAACGGCAUGGAAUGUCAUUUCAAUGACUUUGACCAGUGACCGGGUUGUUGUGGAAAAUGACCUUGACUCUUGUAUUAAAAAAUAAAUGCUUGACUUCACACACUGAAAGUAGAAUGCUAUGAUCAUAUCAACCUCAUUCAACAAGUCCAGAGGAUCAAGCAAGUUAUACUUUGUUGCUGCCAUAGGCUUUAUUGUAUGAAAUAGACAAAAUUUGUGUGAAUUUGUAGCCUACUUCAACCUACUUUCAAAGAUUUUAUUAUAUUGAAAUUCCAAGGCUAUCAUCCUUCAUAGGUAGAAGUGUUGUGAGCACAUUGUUGAAUGAAAUUAGUUACUCAGUAUUUUGUAUAGUAAAUGUGUGACCUGUUAGUGUCAGUGAUCAGUCAGGACAGUGUCUCGUUGAUCUAUAUCUACCUAUUAUUUUAAAAGAAGAUCAAUAUGUCAGAAGAUAAUAAUUAUGUUAUAAUUGGUAUAAGUGGGUGUACAAAUAGUGGGAAGACAACAAUGACUGAUAGAUUAUUAAAGUUAUUUCCUUCAGCUAGCCAGAUGUGUCAAGAUACCUAUUUCUUGGAACCUGGUGAUGAAAGACUAGAAUUUGUGCCUGAAGUCAAUCACAGCAAUUGGGAAAAAUUAAGUGCAUUAGAUAUGGAUAGAAUGGUAAGAGAUGUAAAACAAUGGAUUAAAGACAGUAAACAUAGUAAUUCUCACCAAAUUCCUAUUUUGUUUAUCGAAGGAUUUACUAUAUUCAAUCAUAGUCCACUUAAAGAUUUAUGCAAUAAAAAGUAUUUUUUUACAAUGGAUUUUGAAACUUGCCAAGAAAGAAGAAGUGGCAGGAAUUAUAUACCUGCAGAUCCUGAAGGUUAUUUUGAGAAAAUUGUAUGGCCUAUGUAUUUUUCUAAUAAAUCAGAGUUAAAUCAUUAUAAAGAUAUAGUAUAUUUAAAUGGUUGUGAUCCACAAGAAAAGACACUGAAGACAAUAUUAGAAGAUAUAUAUACUCUACCAGCACUGAAGAAAUUACAUUUUAUUAGUUGA
Lottia gigantea (owl limpet) is the source of this 1404-nucleotide messenger RNA. RefSeq lists its product as hypothetical. The record is from RefSeq and is a predicted model, not a curated record. The coding region runs from base 811 to 1404 and encodes 197 amino acids. The transcript has 7 exons. Gene Ontology annotation, cellular component: cytoplasm. NCBI's taxonomy places the organism in Eukaryota, Metazoa, Mollusca, Gastropoda, Lottiidae.